This is a messenger RNA of Penicillium brevicompactum, 186 nucleotides long. RefSeq lists its product as uncharacterized. Bases 1 to 186 code for a protein of 61 amino acids. The transcript has a single exon. Lineage: Eukaryota; Fungi; Ascomycota; Eurotiomycetes; Eurotiales; Aspergillaceae. The record is from RefSeq and is a predicted model, not a curated record.
AUGUCGGCUGAGAUGAAGGAACAACUUCAGAAGAUCAUGCCAGGUGCAGUGACAGACAGUGACAAAAGCAACAAGUCCAAUCGUCAACAAUUUGGAGGCCAGUAUCAAUGGGAUGAAGACAGAAAUGGCAGACGUGCAUUCACCUGUUGGAUCAAGGACAAAUCAAUGGAGCAUGCAUUCUAUUGA